This is a messenger RNA of Ziziphus jujuba (common jujube), 1988 nucleotides long. RefSeq names its product F-box/FBD/LRR-repeat protein At1g13570. Gene Ontology annotation, molecular function: protein binding. NCBI's taxonomy places the organism in Eukaryota, Viridiplantae, Streptophyta, Magnoliopsida, Rosales, Rhamnaceae. The transcript is spliced from 4 exons. The record is from RefSeq and is a predicted model, not a curated record. Bases 509 to 1795 code for a protein of 428 amino acids.
GGUUCAAAUCCCGGCAAUGGAAAUUUAUUUUUUGGGAAUAAAAUCUGGGUAUUUAUUUAUUACUAUUUUUAAAUUCUUAAUUUAUAAAAAUUGAUGAUGCGAAAAAUCAGUUUAAGUGCCACUUCUCUCUCGACGGAAGCCUUAUCAGUUAAGCUUCUUUUGAGGGCUUUCAAGAAAGUAAAAAUUUCGUGUAUCGUGAUGGAUGAUUUUUCAUCAGUCUGUUGAACAAGGAAAAUCUGAACCAAAAAAAAAAAAAAAAAAAAAAAAGUGUGUUGUUGGUCUUUUAAAAGCACUCUACUUUCCAUUGAAUGAUCAACUACUGCUUUCUCUGGCUGGUGGGUUUUGUUGUUGCUCUGUCUUUUGAGUGGCGGGUUGUGUUUUGUUAAUUAAUUUUGGAUUAAUCAAAAUCCUUUUUCAGUUUUGGGAAUCAGAUGUGAGCCCAUAGAGUUUACUGGAAGUGGGGUGCUCUGGCUUUCUAAUCACCCAUGUUUGAAGGCUACAAAGUGAAAUGAAGGUAAGAGAACCCCCCAAGACUUCUUUCGAAAUGGAUAUGCAGUUGGACAGAAUCAGCGACUUACCUAGCCACAUUAUAGAGCAAAUUCUGUCGCAUUUGUCGAUUAGAGAUGCGGUGAGAACAAGUAUCCUGUCGAGCAAGUGGAGGUACAAAUGGGCUACGAUUCCACAUCUUGUUUUUGAUAAUCAGUGUCUCUCAGUUCCUUCUCAAGAUCAAGCAACUGUCAAGAGUAAGCUUUUGGCUAUCAUUGAUCAUGUUCUCUUGCUUCACAUGGGCCCAAUAUGCAAGUUUAAGCUCUCCCAUCGAGAUCUACUAGCCAUUAAUGAUAUUGAUAGAUGGAUUCUUUAUCUGUCUAGAGGCUCGAUCAAAGAGUUUGUACUUGAAAUUUGGAAAGGACAGCGUUACUUUAUGCCUUCUUGUUUGUUUUCUUGCCAAAACUUAACUCACUUGGAGUUAUUUAAUUGUUUGCUGAAACCCCCUUUAACCUUUAAAGGCUUCAAGUGCUUGAAAAGCCUUGACCUUCAACAUGUUACCAUGACCCAACAUGUGUUUGAGUAUAUGAUUUCCAGCUGUCCUAUGCUUGAGAAACUCACUUUGAUGAACUUUGAUGGAUUCUCCCAUCUCAACAUUGAGGCGCCAAAUCUCAAGUUUUUUGACGUUGGAGGUGUAUUUACUGAUGUCAGUUUCAAGAAUACCUUCGGUUUAGCUGUAGUUUCCAUUGGUUUAUAUGGGGAUAUUGCAAAUGACCAGAACAGAUGUUUUAGCAAUUCUAGCAACUUGCAAAAGUUUUUUGACCAUCUACCCGUUAUUAGGAGGCUGGAAAUUCAGAGUUAUUUUUUAAAGUAUCUGGCUGUUGGCAUUUUGUUGGGAAAGACACCUAAACUAUGUGUUGAUCUGGAUUAUCUUUCUAUACGCAUAAGCUUCAAUGAUCUAGAAGAAACUUCGACUGCUCUUUGCAUCUUAAGAAUUGCUCCUAAUCUACAAGAACUAGAAAUUUUGGCUCGCCCUGAGGAAAAUACUGGAAUGGAAACGGUUACCAACUUUUGGGAAUAUGACUAUUGGAGCUGCCUAUUCACUCAACUUAAACUUGUGAAAAUUACUGGCGUCUCUGGUACCAAAAGCGAAUUGGAUUUCAUCAAUUUUAUGCUUUUAAGGUCACCGGUGCUUGAGAGUAUGACUGUUAAGCCAGCUUCUGAAAAUGGUGGAUUGGAGUUUGUGAAAGCGUUGUUGCGCUUCAGGCGAGCUUCAGUUCAAGCAGAAAUCGUUUUCUUGGAUCCCUGAAACGAUUACAGAUUUCAUGUUAAAUGUACGAGCUGGUAAUACUAUUUUAAUUAAUUUUUUAGAAGCUUAAUUAAAUGCAUAUUUUGCAAUCUGGCAAAUUGCGCCAGGAGAAGCAUUGACACAUCAUGAAAACCAGCAUUGACACAUCAUGAAAACCAGUAUGAUAUCAAGAAAUUAAGCAUUUUCAAGUCCU